GAUGCUCCAAGGACUCGACUUUAUUUAACGACUCUUUGGCCUGCGCUGUGGCUGUCUCCUGUCCUUGUUAUCGCCUUGACUUCAUCGGAAGGGCAGGGGAGAGACUCUGCCAAUGGAGGACGGGGCAAAUCUGGGCGGCGUCCUCUGGAGAGAAGAAGACCACGCCGGCGCCGCCGCCGGAGAGGAGGAAGAAGAGGAAGAUUCGGAGGAGGAGGAGGAGUUCGAGCCGACGGAGGACGAGCUGGUGCUCCACUUCCUGCGCCCGCAGCUGCGCGGGUUCGAGCCGCGGGUGGCGGGCGCCGUGGCGGAGGAGGCCGACCCCUGCGGGUGCGCGCCCUGGGACCUGCUCGCGCGCCACGGCCUGCGCCGCCGCGGCCGGGGCUACUUCUUCGCGCCCCGCCGGCGCAGGGGCGGGACGGUGCGGCGGUCCCCGGCCGGGGGAAAGGGAGGCAGCUGGAUGCACAGGGGGACCAAGGGCGACGGGGCGUCGGCGACGGAGCUGGGCGUGGUGGUGCCGUGGCGCCGGACCCGGUACUGCUUCUAUGUACGUGGAGGGGCGGCGAGGAGCAGCGCCGGGUGGGUGAUGUCGGAGUACGAGAUCACGGACCCCAGGUGCUACCGCCGGGUUGAGGAAGGGGAGGAGGACGAGUACUGGGUGCUCUGCCAUGUCCGCAGGAGCUCCAGGGCCGCCGCCGCCGCGGCCAAACCCCGGGCUCGCCGCGCGCACCUCUGGGAUGAUGAUCCAAGCAGAGUACCUGGGCUUGCCGUUUGACGCCACGGAUUCGAUUCGAUCACUUCACGAUUGGAUGUUUGUAUACUAGUACAAAAUUACAAAGAAAUAAUUGAGGAAUCCGGUUGUGCUUCUUGUUUCCAUCUCUGUAUGUUCGUUCGUGUAGCGCAUGAGGAAAUGACGGGGAAUAAAUAAAGGAUGAUAAUAGUGUGGAAUUCA
Molecule: messenger RNA, 949 nt
Organism: Brachypodium distachyon (stiff brome)
Lineage: Eukaryota; Viridiplantae; Streptophyta; Magnoliopsida; Poales; Poaceae
Product: NAC domain-containing protein 45
Exons: 1
Coding region: 113-772 (219 amino acids)
Biological process (GO): regulation of DNA-templated transcription
Molecular function (GO): DNA binding
Source: RefSeq, a predicted model, not a curated record